AUGACCUCAGAUAGACCCAGGGCCACACUGACAGCAGGAACAACAAUCAUACCAGUAGGGGGCAGUGUGACACUGACCUGCUCUGUGCAGAGCUCUGAUGGAUGGAAAUAUGAGUGGUUCAGAGGAACCCAAAGAACCGCUGAAGUUCACAUCAGAGAUCAACAAAACAGAGAUAUCAGAGUAUCUCAAGGAGGAAUCUACAGCUGCAGAGGAACAAGAGGAAACCCAGUUUACUACACUGAUUCAAGUGAUGAUGUCACCAUUGAGAUAACCUUUUCCAAUAAAGUUGUUGUAAAACAACAACCCAACUGGCCUCAGAUAUUCAGAGGUGAGACGAUCACUCUGACAUGUGAGGUGCAGGAAGGAGGUGAAACCACUGAGUGGGAGUAUGAAUGGAGAGGACCCAGGACACCCACACAGUGGACACACAAUAAUGAUGUGACAUUCAGAGUUUCUGAGUCCAGCAGUGGAGACUACAUGUGUAAGAGUCGACGCAGAGAUGACUCAUAUUCUUCAACAGAGUGGAGUGAAGCCUUCACAUUGUCAGGAUCAACAGAUAAACCAAAGGCCAAACUGAGAGCUGAUAACACAGCUGUUCCAGUAGGGGGCAGUGUGACCCUGACCUGCUCUGUGAACCCAUCAUCAUCAUCUGGAUGGAAAUACUACUGGUACAGAGAUGAGAAAUCCUCUGAAGCCCUGACCACACAAGAUGCAGUUUUCCACUCAAAUGGACAAAUCAGUGUCUCACAGGAAGGACUCUACAGGUGCAGAGGAGGAAGAGGAAACCCAGUUUACUACACAGAGGACAGCCAGUCAGUCAGGAUUAGGAAAACUGAUUCAUUCUUUACCAGGACUCGGAGCACAAAUCAGAGCUCUGCUAUGAACCACAUGAUCAAGGAUGAAGCUCAACACAGUCGACAUGCUUCUACUCUUCAAGGUGAUGCUUGUGUUUAUGAAUCAAUCAAAGACCAUGAUGACACACAUAAUGAUGACAGUGUGUUGUAUGCACAGGUCUCCCACGAUAGAGCUAAAACCAAGAAAGACAACAAUGACAGCCUGUUGUACACACAGGUCUAUUACAAUAAAGCGAAACCGAAGAGACACAAAGGGAAACCAGCUCCUGCAGAAACAAAAUAG
This is a messenger RNA of Oreochromis niloticus (Nile tilapia), 1137 nucleotides long. RefSeq lists its product as uncharacterized. The transcript is spliced from 10 exons. Gene Ontology annotation, biological process: cell surface receptor signaling pathway; immune response. Gene Ontology annotation, cellular component: external side of plasma membrane. NCBI's taxonomy places the organism in Eukaryota, Metazoa, Chordata, Actinopteri, Cichliformes, Cichlidae. The record is from RefSeq and is a predicted model, not a curated record. Gene Ontology annotation, molecular function: transmembrane signaling receptor activity. Bases 1 to 1137 code for a protein of 378 amino acids.